Messenger RNA from Seminavis robusta, 2057 nucleotides. The record is from the annotation of a GenBank genome assembly. NCBI's taxonomy places the organism in Eukaryota, Bacillariophyta, Bacillariophyceae, Naviculales, Naviculaceae.
CGAGUCGAGGCGGGACUGACUGCAAGCACCGCCACACCGCCACACCAAAGACGGAAGACACACAAUCAAGACAAUGAUCCUCUACCGGUACCAUGCCUCCAAAGACGAAACAUAAGGUGCAGAAGCAACGGCAGCAGAGUCCUACAAGAAAUAUCACUGCCAGUGGCAAACGAUCUCUGACAUUGCUUCAAAUUCUGGUGGCUUUAUCGUUGGGAUUGGCGUUAGUCCAUACCCUGACCCUGCUUUCACACGGUCACGCCUUGGUAGAACAAGAGAGCGAUGCCUUUGCUUCUCGACACAAGAAGGAUUUUCUACAACAGCGAGGCAGCAAAAACUCAUUAGCAUCGUUGACAGACACUACCAAUGACCGCCCCGUGUUGCGCCACCUCAAGAUUUUGGUAGCAAUUGCCUCGUUUGAUUUUCGCCAAGUCCCUCAUUUGGAAGAAACGCUGGAUGGGUAUCACGAACUCUGUGUGGCCGGUGCCAAACAAGUCGAUGUGACGGUCCAUACUACUGUGGUCUAUCCCGUAGUCUGGUUGGAUUUGUGGAGGACCCGAUUUCCUUGUGAGAAAUUUCAAUUGACCUUUUCCAUUGAAAACAAAAGUCAUCGAUUGCAUUUGGUCGAUCUUCAUCGUCAUUUAUUCUAUGAACAACUCGACAAUUACGAUUUAUUCAUUUAUACCGAAGAUGAUCACAGAAUAUCACCCACCACGGUGGCCACGUAUUGGCAGGAAACACUGGCAUUACAGGCACUUCUAAAUGAUGAUUAUACCCUCUACAAUAUUGGUUUGGUCCGAUACGAAUACAACUUUCCAUCGGCCAUUAUCAACGACAAGACACGACAUGCCACGGAAAAUGUCACUCGCGUCUAUUGGGAACAUUCCUGGCCAUUGGCACAACACAAACCCAUUCUUCCCAAUGCCGCUUCUCCACUCACGCAACUCAAUUCUGCAAGUACAAAUGGACAAUAUUACAUUCACAUGACGAACCAUCAUCAAGGCAUGUAUUUGGCCACGCGACAACACCUUCAAACCUGGCGAGACUUGCCAAAUUGCCAAUUUGAUCAACCUCAAAAUCGACCGGGAUACGGCAAAAACAAUCGACAGCCGCUUUUGGGCACACAACGGGUCUGGAUGUCCAGUUAUCAAUUGUACGAAAAGAAAUACUGCAACGUCCAACAAGUAUUGCCCGUCGACAAAUUCGGUGCCUUGACCAUUCAUCACGUUCCCAACAAGAAUUAUCGACGCAAAAAGGGUGGUCAGACCGUAUUGGAUUAUGGUAAUAGUUCAUCAUUACCCAUGCAAGUACAACAAGGAGGAGCACCACAAUUGAUUACUGCCUUGCGAUUGCACUUGGCCAUGCGACAACAAUGGCCCCUUGCACCGCAACGUCCCUAUCGGGGACCCAUUCAAAUGGUCGAUCACGUCACACGAGAACGCACCACGGUAUUAGAGGAACGAUUGAAAGCCUGGCGCAACUAUGUGGCACGAGGGGGUGUCUUGUCGGAAGCCGAUAUGGAACAAACCAAUUUGAUCGAAUGGUCCGAACGAUUGGAACGUAUCCAGGAACUGGAACAUCGCAAACAACGCGCUCAAGAAAUCAAAAAACGACAAAACAGGGGUUGAUACCGGUAGGACACUCUAGUUUGAGCUUGGUCGUAAUCUACGAUUGCCGAUCCGAGGAUUGGAAAACUCAUCUACUGAACGAUGAUACAGCGACUGGGCGUAUCGAAAGAACAGCAAAGGGCUUAGACAAUCAAGUUAGAGCCCAAACGAGAGAGAGAGAGGUCAACAAUUUUCCAAGAUGUUGAGUGGGCUCAUUCAGAUUUGCCUAGAUGGUGGGUGAACUCAUUCAGAUCAUGAAGAACCUCUGUGUUCUGGAAGCGAUCCCCAUUUGUUCUUUCUUCUUCCGAUGAUGGCUCUCGGAGGGACGAUCGAUGCGGCAUGUUCCUGCGAAACACUGACCUAAUCAAUCGACCCUACAAUCAGUUAAGCUAACCAGCAAGAAGAGCCUGUUUUGCUCGCUAAUUCUCUAGUAGUUCAAUCCUCCGGUCUUGU